This is a messenger RNA of Homo sapiens (human), 5134 nucleotides long. It is a transcript of the gene SIGLEC14, whose product is annotated as sialic acid binding Ig like lectin 14. Gene Ontology annotation, cellular component: plasma membrane; ficolin-1-rich granule membrane; tertiary granule membrane. The record is from RefSeq and is marked validated. Bases 67 to 1257 code for a protein of 396 amino acids. Lineage: Eukaryota; Metazoa; Chordata; Mammalia; Primates; Hominidae. The transcript has 7 exons.
AUUUGGAGCAUUUCCUUCCCUGACAGCCGGACCUGGGACUGGGCUGGGGCCCUGGCGGAUGGAGACAUGCUGCCCCUGCUGCUGCUGCCCCUGCUGUGGGGGGGGUCCCUGCAGGAGAAGCCAGUGUACGAGCUGCAAGUGCAGAAGUCGGUGACGGUGCAGGAGGGCCUGUGCGUCCUUGUGCCCUGCUCCUUCUCUUACCCCUGGAGAUCCUGGUAUUCCUCUCCCCCACUCUACGUCUACUGGUUCCGGGACGGGGAGAUCCCAUACUACGCUGAGGUUGUGGCCACAAACAACCCAGACAGAAGAGUGAAGCCAGAGACCCAGGGCCGAUUCCGCCUCCUUGGGGAUGUCCAGAAGAAGAACUGCUCCCUGAGCAUCGGAGAUGCCAGAAUGGAGGACACGGGAAGCUAUUUCUUCCGCGUGGAGAGAGGAAGGGAUGUAAAAUAUAGCUACCAACAGAAUAAGCUGAACUUGGAGGUGACAGCCCUGAUAGAGAAACCCGACAUCCACUUUCUGGAGCCUCUGGAGUCCGGCCGCCCCACAAGGCUGAGCUGCAGCCUUCCAGGAUCCUGUGAAGCGGGACCACCUCUCACAUUCUCCUGGACGGGGAAUGCCCUCAGCCCCCUGGACCCCGAGACCACCCGCUCCUCGGAGCUCACCCUCACCCCCAGGCCCGAGGACCAUGGCACCAACCUCACCUGUCAGGUGAAACGCCAAGGAGCUCAGGUGACCACGGAGAGAACUGUCCAGCUCAAUGUCUCCUAUGCUCCACAGAACCUCGCCAUCAGCAUCUUCUUCAGAAAUGGCACAGGCACAGCCCUGCGGAUCCUGAGCAAUGGCAUGUCGGUGCCCAUCCAGGAGGGCCAGUCCCUGUUCCUCGCCUGCACAGUUGACAGCAACCCCCCUGCCUCACUGAGCUGGUUCCGGGAGGGAAAAGCCCUCAAUCCUUCCCAGACCUCAAUGUCUGGGACCCUGGAGCUGCCUAACAUAGGAGCUAGAGAGGGAGGGGAAUUCACCUGCCGGGUUCAGCAUCCGCUGGGCUCCCAGCACCUGUCCUUCAUCCUUUCUGUGCAGAGAAGCUCCUCUUCCUGCAUAUGUGUAACUGAGAAACAGCAGGGCUCCUGGCCCCUCGUCCUCACCCUGAUCAGGGGGGCUCUCAUGGGGGCUGGCUUCCUCCUCACCUAUGGCCUCACCUGGAUCUACUAUACCAGGUGUGGAGGCCCCCAGCAGAGCAGGGCUGAGAGGCCUGGCUGAGCCCCUCCCGCUCAAGACAGAACUGAGGUGUGGACACUUAGCCCUGUGGGACACAUGCAGGACAUCACUGUCAGCUUCUUUCUGGAAGCUCACAUCCCACUGACUACCCCUCUUUUCCUUCCUGCCCCAUACCCCUUCUACUUAUUCCCCUCUGCUUGUGAGUCUUGCCCCACCACACCUGCAUCCCCAUCUGCACCCCAUCCCCUCUCCACCUGCCCUUCUCUUCCCUCUCCAUCCACCAUCUCCAGCCCUGUGAAGGGAAUGUACUUUCGGUCUUAUACCCCCAUUACCCAUUACCCAAAAGUUACCUUUUUUUUUUUUUUUUUUUUUUGAGACAGAGUCUCACUCUGUUGCACAGGCUGGAGUUCAGUGGCACAAUCUCCGUUCACUGCAACCUCCACCUCUGGGGUUCAAGCAAUUCUCCUGCCUCAGCCUCCCUAGUAGCUGGGAUUACAGGUGCCUGCCACCACAUCCAGUUAAUUUUUUUUUUUUGUAUGUUAGUAGAGAUGGGGUUUUACCAUGUUGGCCAGGUCUCGAACUCCUGACCUCAAGCAAUCCACUGCAUUGGCCUCCCAAAGUGCUGGCAUUACAGGUAUGAGCCACCGUGCCUGGCUGCCAAAAGUUACCUUCUUAACACUUGAAUUUCUGGUCUCCUCAGCUUCCCUAUCCAUAUAGGCACAGAGAGGCAGCAUUUGUUUUCCAGUUAAAACUCUACCUCAUUGUGAUUAUUAUCCAAUACAAUUGUUACAAAAUAAGUAAAACUUUUAUGAAACAAUACAACAUAACUGAUUUUACUCUUUAAUGCCUCUGUGAGAGUUUGUAGACAAAAAUUAUGUCUUUUUUUUUUUUCUUUGAGACAGAGUUUCUAUCUUGUUGCCCAGGCUGGAGUGCAAUGGCAAAAUCUCAGCUCACUGCAACUUCUGCCUCCCAGGUUCAAGUGAUUCUCCUUCUGUCCAUAUACAAGAAGGCAAUACCUGUAUUGUCAGGUUCUGUGCAUCGUAUAACUGGAACCAAACAUAUUUGCUUUAGGGUCUGCUUUCAUUUCUUCAGUGUGGUUUUCCCAGUUUAUCCACGUUGUUACACGUAUCAAUAGCUCAUUCUCAGUUUUGGUGGGGUUUUUUUUGCUUUUAAUAUCGUACAGUCAGCCUUCUGUAUCCACUGGUUCUGCAUUUUCCCUUUAAUCACUUUUGCUGCACCACAAAAGUUUUGUUAUGUUGUAUUUUUAUAUUAGUUCAAAAUAUUUCCUUCUUUCCCCUGAGAUUUCCUUUGAAUUCACGGAUUGCUUAGAAGUGUGUUGUUUAAUUUCUAAGUGAUUGCAGAUUUUACUGGUUUUUUAUUUUUAAACAAAUUGUUACUACUUUCUUUUUAAGUUCCAUUUUAAUAAAUACACAUGCUUGAUAUGAUUUUUUUUAACUUUUAAGUUCAGGGGGCACAAGUGCAGGUUUGUUACAUAGGUAAAGUGUCAUGGGAGUUUGUUGUACAGAUUAUUGCAUCACCCAGAUAUUAAGCCUAGUACCCAUUAGUUAUUUUCCUCAUCCUCUCCCUCCUCCCACCUUCCACCCUUUGAAAGGCCCCAGUGUGUGUUGCUCACCUCUAUGUAUCCAUGUGUUCUCAUCAUUUAGCUCCCACUUACAAGUGAGAACAUGUGGUAUUUGGUUUUCUCUUCUUGUGAUAGUUUGCUGAGGAUAAUGGUCUCCAGCUCCACUCAUGUCCCUGCAAAGGACAUAAUCUCAUUCUUUUUUAUGGCUGCUUAGUAUUCCAUGGUGUAUAUGUACCACAUUUUCUCUAUCCAGUCUACCACUGAUAGGCAGUUAGGUUGAUUCCAUGUCAUUGCUAUUGUGAAUAGUGCUGCAGUGAAUGUAUGCAUGCAUGUGUCUUUGUAAUAGAAUGAUUUAUAUUCCUUUGGGUAUAUGCCUAGGAAUGGGAUUGCUGAGUCGAAUGGUAUUUCUAUGUUUAGGUCUUUGAGGAAUCGCCACACUGUCUUCCACAAUGGCUGAACUAACUUUCACUUUCACCAACCGUGAGAGUCUUUUAUAUUGGUUAAGUUUGCUUGAUGACACUGGUCUAUCUUGGUGAAUGCUCCAUGUGUGCUUAGAAAGAAUGUGUAUUGCCCUGUUAUGGGACGAAUAUUAAAUGGCAAUUAGACAUAGUUGUCCAAUGGUGUUCAGUUUUAUAGCUGGUAACUUUUUUGUCUACCAGCUCAGUCUAUUACUGAGAGAGGAAUGUUGAAGUCUCUGAUCCUAAUGUUGGAUUUGUCAGUUUCUCCUCUCAGUUUCAUCAGUUUUUGCUGCAUGUAUUUUUAAACUCUGUCGUUAGGUGCAUACAUAUUAAGAAUUCUCAUGUCUUCUUAAAGAAUCAACUUAAAAAAAAUUUUUUUUUGAGACAGAGUUUCGCUCUUUUUGCCCAGGCUGGAGUGCAAUGGCGCGAUCUUGGCUCACUGCAACCUCCGCCUCCCAGGUACAAGUGAUUCUCCUGCCUCAGCCUCCCAAAUAGCUUGGAUUACAGGCACGCACCAUCACGCCUGGCUAGUUUUUUUUGUAUUUAGUAGAGACAAGGUUUCACCAUGUAAGUCAGGCUGGUCCUGAACUCCUGACUUCAGGUGAUCCACCCGCCUCAGCCUCCAAAGUGCUGGGAUUAUAGGCGUGAGCCACCGCAGUUGGCUGAAUCAACUGUUUUACAUUAUGUAACAUCACUUUUUGUUCCUGUGAUUUUCUUUGCUCUUAAGUGUACUUUGUCUGCUAUUAACAUAGCCAUUCCAGUUUUCUUUUGACUAGUAUUUGCAUAGUAUGCAUUUUCACAUCCUUUAAGUCCUAGCCUCACCUCAUUAUAUUUGAAAUGGAAAGCAUUUAUACUCAGAAGCUGGAGUUCCUUUUCCCUAGCUCUUCCCUUUCCAGAAUUGUUACCUGUUGUUUCAGUGUUCCUAGUUGCCCUGGGCUUCAUCCCUUGUUUCUCAGUCCAGAAAGAUGGAAGGAGUUGUAUUAGAAUUUUAGCAGCCACUUUCUGCACUGUAGCUCUGACCUACCAUUGGAAUAAAGCUAUUUAUUCCUUGUUGGUGCCUUUCCCCAAAUAUUGACUCCCGUUCCAGAAUCUAUUUUCUUUUAUCCCAUUUCCCAAGUAGUUUUUUUUCCCCAUUCAAAGCUUAUAACUUGUAAGGAUUUUUUGUUUGUUUGUUUUGUUGUGUUGUGGUGAGUUCACUCUGCUAGGAGCUUACUCCUUCAUAAUAAAAGCACGACUCCUUCUCUUUCGUUUUGAAGGAUAAUUUUCCAAAAUGUAGAAUUCUAGCUUUGCAUUUUUCUUUUAACCUUUUGGAGAUGUCAUUCCACUUUGGAGGGCGGGUGAGUUUCUCAUGACAAUUCAGUCAUCAUUUUCUUAUUGUGGUUCCAUUUAAGGCAAUAUCUGUUUAUGUCUUGCUGCUUUUAUAAUUUCUUCAUUCUUUUUCAUGAAUUUAACUUUUAUAAACUUCAGGUGUUUUUCUUUUAAUUUCCCUAAGUGCAUGUAGCAAAGAGAGUGCAAUAUUUGCUUUUUUUCUAUAUGCUUUAACUCUUGAUAUACUUUAUUUAUGCUAUAAUAGAAAUGUGUGUCUUCCCAAAAUUUAUAUGUUGAAAUCUUAAACCUCAAGGUGAUGGUAUUAAAAGGUUGGGGCUUUUUGGAAAGUGAUUAACCCAUAAUGGUGCCAUCCUUCAUGAAUGGGAUUAGUGUUCUCAUAAAAGAAACAGAAGGAAGUGUGUUUUCCUCUUCUGCCAUGUGAGGAUACCACGAAAAGAUACUAUCUGGGAAGCAAAUAAUUCUCUCCAGACACUGAAUCCGCUGGCACCUUGAUCUUGGACUUCCCGACCUCCAGAAUUAUGAGAAAUAAAUUUCUGUUGUUUAUAAAUCA